Molecule: messenger RNA, 2442 nt
Organism: Aphanomyces invadans
Lineage: Eukaryota; Oomycota; Saprolegniomycetes; Saprolegniales; Verrucalvaceae
Exons: 7
Coding region: 54-2186 (710 amino acids)
Biological process (GO): transmembrane transport
Cellular component (GO): membrane
Molecular function (GO): transmembrane transporter activity
Source: RefSeq, a predicted model, not a curated record
CGUGAUAUCAGGUGAGGCCGCCGCCACAUUCUGCAAUUUGCGCGUGGGCCGAGAUGGUCAAGUUCGGGAAGCGACUCGCCAUGAGCGUGAAUCCUCAAUGGGAAGGGCACUAUUUGGAGUACCGCCAAUUGAAGAAAGAGCUCAAGAAGCUCAGCACGUCGUCCUGUCAACACUCGGAUGCUGAAGCGUCGUUCUCGGCGUCGCCCUCGUCCGUGGUCGUGAUGACAGGACCUAAAGACGGACAUGCCCGCUUCCAGAAGAAACUCGACAGCGAAAUUGAAAAGAUCGUGCUGUUCUUCCUUACAAAACAAGGCGAGUUUGCAUCGCGGCUUUCGUCCUUUCGCCAGCAGCAACGCGCCACCGCGUCGUCGACCUCGACUGAGUCGGAACUCGACACGAUCCAUGCUCUUGCCAACGGAUACCGCGAAGUUGGCGAGGAACUCGUAAAGCUUCUCUACUAUGUGGAACUGAAUGCUACCGGGCUGCGCAAAAUCCUCAAAAAGCACGACAAGAAUCAUAAAGCCAAGAAGAUCACGGCCAACUAUAUCAACUCCCGCAUUGAGUCGAACGUGAGUCAUCUGCAGCAGCUGUAUCACGACGAAGGAAUCUCUGCAAUCAUCGCGUCCAUCCGCGCCGCACUCGAUGAAUUGCGGACGCUCCAGGUUCAAGUGUCGACGAGCAGCCAGGACACCCCGCCGUCGACGCUGUCGCGAUCCAUCAGUGAAGACGAGCCCAUUUUGAACCGCAUCACAAUUGCCCGCCAGCGAUUGCACCAGUCGACGCGAUAUGCCAAGACAAUUGCGGCACAGGCACUCAUCUUCGACUCGGACCUGUCUGACGAAGAGGAAGAGCUCAUGCUCAAGACACUGAAGCUGCAGAAACCGAGCCACAUAUCCCGCUUCCUCAACAUGUUCUCGACAUUUUUGUAUAUGACCAACUACUACAUCGUGGCACCGACAUCUGGCGAAUACGCCACGCUUCUCGGGGGGACGGCGGCGCUGUCUGGGAUCAUCGUUGGCAUGACGCCUGUGGCCUCGAUGCUCUCUGCUGUGCUGUACUCGUGGUGGGCCAACAAGUCGUUCCGCCACCCGUUGCUCUUUUCCUCCGUCUGCCUCGUCCUCGGCAAUUUCCUCUAUGCAAUUGCGCUGUCGUACAACUCGAUCACGAUGGUGUUGAUUGGCCGUGUGCUCAACGGGCUCGGCGGUGCCCGCAGCAUCAAUCGACGAUACAUCGCAGACAACUAUUCACGCGAAGAGCGCACGGGCGCGUCGGCUCAGUUUGUGACGUACUCGGCCCUCGGGAUGUCGGCAGGACCGGCGAUGGCCGCUGUCUUGAACUACAUCCCUGACAACUGGCGCAUCUUUGGUUACCUCAUCACGGUGGAGACGUCACCUGGCUGGCUCAUGUUUGUCGUCUGGUCCGUGUACUGCGUGGCCACUCUUGCGUUUUUCCAAGAGCCAAACCAUGAAGCACGCGACAAGGUCAACAGCGCUCGGUCGAAAUCGGCAGCGCUCGAAAGCGGCGUGGCGCCAGACGAAUCGACACCCCUUACGGCGCAACCCGCAGCCCCCAGCCUCGGCUCUCUCUGGUCCAAUGUGCCCGUUGUGGCGACCCUCAUCAUUUACGUUGUGCUCAAGCUGGUGCUCGAAAUUCUCAUCACGUCGGCGACGACUAUUGUGGACUGGUACUUUGAAUGGUCUUCGACCUCGGCCGGCAUCUUCCUCGCCUUUCUCGGCCUCCUCAUGUUUCCUGCCAACGUCCUCGUGGGCUACCUGAGCUAUCGCUACGUGGACGGCGAGCUCAUUUUGUACUCUGAAGUGCUGCUUUUGGUCGGCAUCGUCGGCAUCAUUUGCUACUCUGCCACGUACACCGUGGUUCAAUACGUGUUUGGUGCCGUCAUGAUCUACGUCUUUUCAAACGUUUUGGAGGGCGUGAAUAUGAGUCUGCUCAGCAAGACGAUCCCCAAGUCGUUCGCACGCGGGACGUUCAACUCGGGGCUUCUCGCGACUGAAGCCGGGACCCUCGGGCGAGCGCUCGGCGACGGCGCCGUCAGUCUGGCGGGUAUGCACGGCAUCCAAUAUGUCCUCAACGAUACGUUUAUUCCCAUGGCCGUGAUUGCGCUCGUCACGAUCGCUUAUACGAUCCGCGUGUACCCGCACUUGAUCCACAGCAGCUACGACGUCUAACGAUCGAUGUUAAAUGACUGUGGAGUUGCUCUGAAGCCAUCGCGUCGCUCGACGUUGGACUGCGAGAUGCGGCAACGAUAUGGGGUGCUUCCGUCGGCCAUGACCCUGGCAUUUGUCCGAGCGACUUAGCCACAGCAGUCACCGCGGCUGUACGAGUACGUGGAUUUCUUUUCGAGUCGGAUGUGGCUCUUGGUCAGUUCAAACUUGUUGCUUGCGAUCAUGCCAAACACCUUUGGCGAGUACACCCAGGUUCGGA